Messenger RNA from Colletotrichum phormii, 1850 nucleotides. RefSeq lists its product as uncharacterized. Lineage: Eukaryota; Fungi; Ascomycota; Sordariomycetes; Glomerellales; Glomerellaceae. Gene Ontology annotation, biological process: regulation of DNA-templated transcription. Gene Ontology annotation, molecular function: DNA-binding transcription factor activity, RNA polymerase II-specific; zinc ion binding. The record is from RefSeq and is a predicted model, not a curated record. The transcript has 2 exons. Bases 256 to 1656 code for a protein of 466 amino acids.
GGAGAGAUGAAUAUAACAAAGCACGGGGAGAAUCUGCAAUAUUCUAUCCCCUUUUCUGAACUCGUGUCAGUUUCUCUGGACUUCUCUGAUGGAAUUUCACGACUACAGAUCAUUCUGUGGCUCAAUCAGACCAGGUGCGGUACAUCGAUCGCAGGCGAAAGACUGGCCAUUCAGCUUUUAUUCCAGAGCUUCCUCUGGGACCGCCAGUCCCCACGAUACGUGGCUUGGGGUAAUACUUACCCAUAACACCAUAGUAUGUUUGGCACGUGGAAAUAUGACCGGCAGAAUCGUGGGGGCACGAUCCGCCAGACCUUCGAACGGGCCAACCUUCGACCAACUCCCCAGCAAGCCUGCAAUACCUGUCGGGCAAAAAAAAUGAAGUGCACCGGCGAGAAGACGGGGUGCAGCCGGUGCAAGGCUCUCGACUCGCCAUGCCAGUACACCAAGCCCAGCGAGAGAGUCAGGGCGUCCCGCAAAGACCGCACAUCCGCCAAGAAGCGGCCGGCGUCUACUGGCCCUAAAGAUGAUGUGGAAAAGGCUGCCGAGGCCGAACUGCUCAAGCCGCCGUCCCCCGUUGACAUUGGCGAACGUGCGACCACCACACACAUACCGGACGAUGCUGCUGAGAGACAAGAUGCAGUUGGGUGGAGUGCCUCCGCCUGCUACCCCACGGGGCCGGCGGCGAUGGACUGGCCGAUGUUGACGGACUCGGCGACGGCGGGACCCGCGGACGAGACGGCUGACGACCUGCUCUUACAGUGUUUCUCCGAAGACGGUCAUCGGCCGCAAUUCUCUCCGCGCAAAGUGUCUAGCAAGAUGGGCUCCAUCGACCUUGCGUGGAUGGACGGCUGGCGAGACUCAGUAACGCAGGAGAAUGAAGCCGGACCCUCACAUCACACGGCAUGGCCGGGACAGGAGACAGGACAGGCAAAGGUGCCUUCUGCUACUACUCCUACCGGACGUUUAUUACCCACGCUGUCAGCGGAGACGAUUCGUGAGGACAGCCCGUGCAAAGCAGCAUUGCCGCCAGAACAGGAGACUGGAAUGAGAACCCCCAAAAGGGGAACUAGGUCGCCGGCGAACGGGUGCCAGUGCCUCCCUCGCGUCGUUCUCCUGCUAGACGAAUUCGAGACGUCGCUCAAUGGAAGCGAUGGCCCAGACAUGCCCGGAAGCAGCUCGGAGACGAGUUAUCAAACUCAAAACAAGCACCAACACCAACACCAACAACGGCAACAUGCGCUGGAAUCGACGCUCGCGACCCUCAAAGAGCCCCUGAGCCACGCGCGAGCGAUGCGGGGGUGUAGUGCCUGCAACUGCAAGCAGGAGAACAUGACCCUGCUCACGUUUCUGAUCUCGCGACUAGCUGACUUAUUGAACACCACGUCCGCCUCAUUGGACGUCUGUAGCCGAAGUGCUAGGACAGGCGAAGCGAGGGGCUGGCUCGGCAAUGUCGUAGUAGGAGAGUACGAGGUCGACUCGGACACGGAGUGGGAAAGCAUUAUGGGCAGCCUGGCGUUGUUACACCUCCAACGGCUGGGUUUGCUGAUAGAGAGCAUGGGCAACUUGCCCACAAUAGCGAACAGCGAGUCGCUGCAAAGACGCCUCGCAGCGGCCGAGAGCAAGUUGACAGCCACGCGUGUCCGACUGUGCUUGUAGAAUUAUGAAUGGCAUUAUCUCUUUAGUAGAGGAUGGAUGUAAAGUCCGUCACCCUGCAACCAUCACCCUGAAAACCCCACACCGCUAUAACUAGGCCUCUUCUUCCACUCUACUAUUCUUAACCUGUUUUCACUUAAUUAUUAUCAAACUUUAUAUGAAGCUUAUUUAUUAGCAAAUAGAUUAAUAUAUAGAAG